Ogataea philodendri is the source of this 1425-nucleotide messenger RNA. RefSeq lists its product as uncharacterized. Gene Ontology annotation, biological process: positive regulation of transcription by RNA polymerase II. The coding region runs from base 1 to 1425 and encodes 474 amino acids. NCBI's taxonomy places the organism in Eukaryota, Fungi, Ascomycota, Pichiomycetes, Pichiales, Pichiaceae. The record is from RefSeq and is a predicted model, not a curated record. The transcript has a single exon. Gene Ontology annotation, molecular function: RNA polymerase II cis-regulatory region sequence-specific DNA binding; DNA-binding transcription factor activity, RNA polymerase II-specific; protein dimerization activity.
AUGGGCAGAAGAAAGAUUGAGAUCCAACCGAUUAACGACGAACGGAACAGAACGGUGACUUUCGUGAAGCGAAAAGCUGGACUAUUCAAGAAGGCACACGAGUUAUCGAUCCUGUGUAAGGUUGACAUAGCUGUGAUAAUUAUUGGACACAACCACAAGGUGUAUGAGUACUCCUCCAAUGAACCGCAGGCCGUCAUUGACAAAUACCAACAGAGCGAGCAGACUCAGGAGUCCAAGCGCCCCCAGGACUACGGCAAUUACAAGCUGAUUUCACGCUUGUCGACGAAAAAGGGCACCAGGGCCGAGACGAAGGCCGCCAAAUCGGAGCCAAUUGAGGAAGACAUAUUGGAUCAGAACAGCAACUCAGAUGUUGACGAUGACGACGGCGAUGACGACGAGGAUUUCGACGAUACUCCGUCGAAAAAACGGAAAUUGAGUCGAUCUCCUCGGACUCAAGAUUCUCGUCGAAGACCGGCGUUUGUUCCUCUGAAAGAAUCAGGUCAGGGCCAGUCUGCCACCAGAAUGUCCAAGCGGCCUCUGUUGAGUUUGCAGAUUCCAAGCAACGAUCGGUCGUCGUCUGACAGUGCUAUCACGGUGACAGCUUUGGAGUCAAGCUCGAUCAACAAGGACAAGGACAACGAAAAUACCGAUGCUACGGGGACUACACAGGGUACGCAGAACUCGAAGAAAGUAAGCAUUCUCGCGACCCCAACGUCCAACUCGUUUUUGCCCGGUUUGAACAUUGUGACUCAACAUGCCCAAAACCCGUUGGACCAAGGGAACUCGUCCAACAAGUCCACGCCGGUGUCUGCUACAAUGCCGCACGGACUGUUUUCGUCUAUCCCGCAAAUGUCUCCUACCCAGAUCCUCCCUACGCCGAUUUUCCCGAUGGGGAGCUCUCAACAGCAACACAUGGCGCAGCAGCAAGGAUUUGGGCCGUACAGUGCCAAGUUCCAGCCCAAAUCCACCCCUGGGGGAGGGCAGCCGUUUUUCAACUACACAGGCGACACGCCUGUGCUAGCAUCUGGGUUACCGUCGGGAUUGCCUUCCAGAUACCUGGACAUGUUCCCGUCUCCUAACGUGUACUAUAGUCAAGAGUGGUCGAUACCCAUGGGGACCGGUAAUACUCCGUUGCCAGGAACCGGCCCCCACAUGUUACCGGGCGUUGCUGGCCAGCCGCCGCCAGCGCCGGGAGGUCCGCAAGCGCAACCGCCGCAGCAGGGUACAUCCAGCGCGGGGGAUUCUGCGCAGAAAACGGCUCCGUCCACGUCUACAGGCAGCAGCUUUGCGGCGCCGCUGACGGGCAACGGAGCCCCAAACCAAGACGGGAACUUCUCUACGUUGACGACACCGCUACAGGUGAUCGGGUCCGCCAUAUACAACCAGGCUGCCCAGGUUGCCGAGCGACGAGACAGCGACAAGUAG